UCUAUCAAAAUAUUUUGUUUUGAUUAUUGAAGUAAAUUAAAAUUAUGAUUUAUCAGAGCUGAAUGUUUUUAUUUUAUAUAAAUUUAUAAUCGUUUCUCAAAAUAAUUGUGGGACAAAAAAAUACCAUAGAAAGCUAAAAAGUAUUAAAACUCUGUAAUUAAAUAUUGUGACACUGGGUAUGGCCCCACAACCUGUAGUAACUGGAUUAUCACCGAAAGAAGGUCCGCCUGGUACUCGUGUAACUAUCAGAGGAGAAUUUUUGGGUACAAGAGCAACUGAUCUUAUAGGUUUAACUAUUUGUGGGACUGAUUGUCUUCUGUCAGCUGAAUGGAAGUCAUCAAAUAAAAUUAUUGCAAGAACCGGUUUCGCUAAAGGGAAAGGUGAUAUUAUUGUUACAACAGUAAGUGGUGGUGUUGGUACUUCUACUGUUCAAUUUAGAGCAUAUCAUGAGACAAUUGGCCCCCUUAAAGAAUCAGCAGUUUGGAUUGAGGAAUCACCGAUGCAGUCAUUAACAUGGGGUCGAAGAACACUUGCACCAUCCGGGUAUACACAAGAUGAUCCCCUUGGGCUCUCAAUAGAAGGAAAUGAAAAAAAAUUUCCCGAAGAUCUACGAGAAAUAUUUCCAGACUGCAAUGGAGAUUUAUCACAGGAAAAUUUUUCGCCUGGUUGGUUUUUACUUGAAAAUCAUCACGGAACUUCUUUCGAGGACUUAAAGGCCGGUUUAGCUUAUUUAAAAAGAAAAGUGGAAAGCCAAAAAGAAGGACAAUUAUCCUUUUUAAAGAGUAACGCUGGUUCAGUCAUAGAUCAGUUAGACACGCUUAUGAAUAUAAGAGAAAAAUUUCAAGAAGAUUUAAAAGAAAUCGGGCCAGAACCGUUAAAAGAAUUAGAAUUGUCCAUUGAAAGUUCAAUAAAGGAGAGUAAAAAUAUUUUUAAUGAUGUGCUAACCAGAAAGGAGAAAGCUGAUUCAACACGAGCUGCCCUUUUUGCUCUUUCAAGACAUAGAUUCCUUUUUUGUCUCCCAAAUGCAAUAGAUAAAAGUGCGGCAGCUGGAGAAUACGAUAUUGUUGUCAACGAUUAUUCACGUGCAAGAAAUCUUUUCGGAAAAACUGAAAUUCCUAUUUUCAAAAAAGUUCUUGACGAAGUUGAUCAUAGAGUUCUCAACGUACGUAAACAACUUCACGAAAAAGUUGUGAAAAUGCCACAGAGUGUAGAACAGCAGAAAAAAUUAAUAAAAGCUUUAGUUAAUUUGGAGAUUCAACAAUCUGGAAUGCUUGUUAAUGAAAGACUAAGAACAAUCGACCCAGCUUGGGACGCAAUAGAUGCAAGAGCUAAAUACCUGGAACAAACUUUUAAGCAAACUUUUGAUUUAAUGGCUUCGAAAGAUUCUGAGAAAGAAAAAUCUUAUUUUUCAGAGUCAAAAUCUAGAGAACGUGAUCCGAAUCAACCACCAAAUCGUGUUUUAUUUUGUGAAGAAAUAUGUGACAUUGCGGCAAGUCAACUACCUGAUCUAUGGCGUUUAGGUCAAAGUUAUUUUACCGGAGAAUUACGGGGAACUAGUGAUCCCAAACCAGGAGAUUUUAAAAGAAUUAUCCUUAGCAGUAUUGAAAAAUUUUGCACAUUCCUUCGAGUGGUUCUACUGGUUCAGUUAGAUCAAAGAUUAAUGCGUCAGACCACUGGUCUUAGUUGGCCAAGCAGUUCGUCAUCUGUAACACAACAAUUUUUACUCUGGCUUCCACAGUGCUUAAGAUAUAUGCGAAUCGCGUAUGCAACCUUAAUACAGUUAGAUCUGCCUAGUGAAGCGCUUGAUAUUGUACAAAAAUUUAUUGAUGACUUGAGAUUAUUUUGUUUUUCAACAAUUUUCAAGCGUUCUAUUGAUCGUGUAAAAAAACUUGUGCAAAAGGAGACAUGGAUAAUGGGUGUUGAAGAUUUUCCUGGGGCAACUAUGUUGCCAUCAAUGCUGGAAGAAAUUAUUGUGGAAACUUUAGAAGAAGGACAAAAUGCAUGUAUGAACCCUGAAAUAAGAGAAGGUAAUUUAUUAGAGUCCCAAUCUGAAGGUCAAAGAGAACUUUCACAAAAACUUCAGGAUAUGUUGUCUGCCUUUUGUAGUGUUAUUGAAAAUUUAGCUUCGCAAUCACAAGAUGAUGAGGGACAUCAACCGACCAUUUCGUUACUAGGUUUUUCGUCAUUCCAACAAAAUGGUGUUGAAAGAAAAAACUGGGAUUCAGCUACAUCUUGGGAACAAAGAAUUCUCUGCUGUUUAGCAAAUUGUUCAUACUGCAGCAAAGUUUUCUUUCCUCAUAUCGGGACUAUUUUUGUCAAAUAUGGUUAUCCAUUACCAAAAUUGGCUAUUGAAACAAGUCGCGCAUCUAUGAAUCAAUUAUUUACCACAUUAUUAGAAGAUUUCGUGGAACGUAAAAGUGAUCCCCUGGUUGGUACAAUAGAGCCUUCCAUGUAUAUUGCACAAUUUCAAUGGGAUUCUGAAAUGGAAAUUGGUAAAUUAAGACCAUAUGCUCAAGAAUGUUGUGAUAAUUUGGUUGGAGUAUAUUCUGAAAUAUUUACUAUCUCACCAUCGUUAUUACGUCCUGUUCUGGAACCAAUAACCCAAACCAUUGCAGAAGAAUUAGCGAGAUUAAUGAGUUGCGUUCAAAACUUUAGUCGUUCAGGAGCUAUUCAAGCUAAUGUAGAUAUACGAUUAAUUAGAGAUGCAUUAAAAUUAUAUAGUAACGAAACAGCAAAAACAUUUUUUAUGGAAGCUCUAGAAGCUAUUCCACCACCAGAAGAUCCAAAAAGAAUUGAUCAAAUAUUAGAUAAUAUUAAACAGAAUAUGAAAUUGCAAUUAAUGUCAUUUACCGUACCAAAUCCAUAAAUCGUAUUUGAGAAUACAUACCUCCAUGCGUAUAUAAUAUAUCGAAAACUUUGAAAAAUUUUUAAUAUUGCAAUAUUUAAAAAAUUAAAUUGAGUUAAUUGAAAAUAAUAAUUUUACAUAUGUGCAUAUAUUUAUAUAUUAUCUUGAAGUUAUAUUACCGUGACUAUAAAUUUAAUAGAUCAAACUAAAGUCAUAUGUUUUAUUUAUUUUAAAGGAUCAUUGCUUUUUUUCUAUUAAAA
Molecule: messenger RNA, 3105 nt
Organism: Condylostylus longicornis
Lineage: Eukaryota; Metazoa; Arthropoda; Insecta; Diptera; Dolichopodidae
Gene: Sec5
Product: exocyst complex component 2
Exons: 11
Coding region: 179-2866 (895 amino acids)
Biological process (GO): exocytosis; Golgi to plasma membrane transport
Cellular component (GO): exocyst
Source: RefSeq, a predicted model, not a curated record